CACCUUCUUACCUUGGUAAAUAAUUAUGAUCGACCAAUACUAUUGAUAUCUAUCGAUAUUACCAAGCACAUCGGGGGCUUAAUCGGGCUCUGAAAUGAGUUUUACCUCCGCGCGGCUGAACUAUGAGUGCGCAGGUCUACACGAUAACUUCAGCUUGCACUUGUCUGAACUUACCGAGUUAAGGUAGAAAAAUGUGUCGACUGCUAGGUGUUGUAUACCGUUGAAAGUUUCACGCCGAAUGUAAUUCGAAUUGAAUACAAUUUGCAUCAGAUUGAAACUUAUAAUUGCCUGGCAAUGGUUUACAAUUCUCACAUUUUUUCCCCGUAACGUAAAGUCGGUGAAAAACAAACCGCUUCAGAAAUUUUUAGGUUAUCAGUGACUAGCACGAUACUGAGCUACUGCCGAAGAAGAAAGCAAAAAUCAUAGACAAAAAUGAUUCUAUUGAACAAGAUAAUUUGCAAUCGAAACGUACUGAGAAAAUCCAACUAUCUGUAUCUGAAUUGGUAUCGAAAAUGUUGCUUUCACAGCCAUCUACAAACAAAGUUAUUACAGAAGAAAAAAUGCAUUCUCACAAUAUUUAAACGAGAAACUGCAAAUGCUCUUGGAACAGGUACUGUCAGAUCUCAAAUGAAAACAGCAACGAAGAAAAAUUUAAGAAAAUCCGAAUUAAAGAGGCUCUUCAAUUUGGCCGAACCAGAGAAAUUCAGACUUUUGGGAGCAAUCGGUUUACUAAUUGUGUCAUCGACGGUAACAAUGGCUGUACCGUUUUGCUUAGGAAAAAUAAUUGACUUGAUGUAUGCAGCUGAUAAAGAGAAAAUGAAAGAGAAUUUGAACAAACUCAGCUUGACUUUAUUGGGUGUAUUUCUAAUUGGAGGAGUUUGUAACUUUGGGAGAGUUUAUCUGAUGUCCACUACUGGGCACAGGAUAACCCAAUCUCUGAGGAAAAAGGUUUUCACAGCAAUAGUUAGUCAAGAAACAGCUAUGUUCGACAAACGAAGCACUGGCGAACUUGUUGGGCGAUUGAGCGGCGAUGCGCAGCUCGUUAGCUCAGCAGUUACAACGAACAUCUCAGAUGGGCUUCGAUCGAGUAUAAUGACCAUUGCUGGCGUAUCCAUGAUGGUCUACAUGUCUCCAGAAUUGGCGCUAGUUGGUUUAUCAACAGUUCCCCCAGUCGUUGGUUUGGCUAUAAUGUAUGGACGAUUUGUAAAGAAGAUAUCAAGACAGGUGCAGGACAGCCUGGCUAGUUUAAACGUGAUUGCUGAAGAGAGAAUUAGUAACAUACGGACAGUCAAAGCGUUUGCUCAGGAGGUGAAUGAGAUUAAAAAAUACAGUUUCAAAUUGGAUGAUCUGUUGAAGUUGUGCUACAAAGAAAGUUUUUAUAAAGGUGUAUUUUUCGGAAUGACCGGUCUCUCUGGUAACGCCAUAAUACUUUCAGUCUUGUACUAUGGUGGAGGAAUGGUAUCCGAUUCAUCAUUAACCGUUGGCAAUCUGAGUGCAUUUUUGCUUUACGCAGCCUACAUUGGUUUGUCUUUGGGAGGCUUAUCAAACUUUUAUUCUGAGCUGAAUAAAGCCCUCGGAGCAAGCACCAGAUUGUUUGAAUUGAUCGAGCGUGAGCCAAAAAUUUCAAUUCAUGGCGGAAGAGUGUUGCCUCAAAAACUAAGUGGCAAUGUUAUCUUCGACAAUGUCACUUUUUCUUAUCCUACAAGAUUGGAAUCCCAGAUAUUGAGUGAUUUAACCCUGGAAGUCGAAAAAUGUUCCAUAACUGCCAUUGUUGGGCCGUCAGGUUCUGGAAAAUCAACAAUAGCUGCUUUACUACUGCGAUUGUAUGAUCCAAAUACGGGUAAAAUACUUUUGGAUGGAGAGGAUCUAAAAGAACUGGAUCCAACCUGGGUGAAAUCUCAAAUUGGAUACGUGUCUCAAGAGCCAACGUUAUUCAGUUCCAGUAUACGAGAAAAUAUUACAUACGGGGCUGCAAAUUCGACUGAAACAGAAGUUAUGGAUGCUGCGAGCCAGGCAAAUAUACUGGAAUUCACACAAGGAAUGAAAGAUGGAUUAGAUACCAUUGUUGGUGAACGAGGAGUGACGUUGAGUGGCGGACAACGUCAAAGGAUUGCGAUUGCACGAGCGCUAAUCAAGAACCCAAAAAUUUUGAUUCUGGAUGAAGCCACUAGCGCAUUGGACGCUCAAAAUGAACGCUUGGUUCAGGAAGCAUUAGAACGUGCUACAAAGGGUCGAACAGUCUUGACAAUAGCUCAUCGAUUGAGUACCAUAAAAAAUUCUGACAAAAUAGCAGUCCUUGACCAUGGCCGAGUUGUUGAGAUAGGCAAUUACGAUCACCUAAUGACUAUUGAGAAUGGAUUAUUCAGAAACCUAGUGAAGCAUCAAACAUUCACUUAAGAUGAUGAAGGAACAAAAUUUUCAUGCCGCUGAAUUUCAUGAAAUCUAACUGUAAAAUUCAAUCUGUAGGUAAUAUCUAUCUAUUGACAUGGCUUUAGAAAAAUUAAUUUAGUUAUAUUUAUACAAGUUUGUUAAUUAGUCGGUGAUGUAAAUUUUAUUAGCUUCUUGAAUUAUAUUAUCAAUUGUAAUAAGAAAAAAAAAUGUAAAUAAUCCGAAAAGCACACAAUUCGCACCUGUGCAUUCAUGAGGCAAAAAAAAUGUGCAAUAUACUAUAUUUUAUUUAAUACUGUUUUGUCAGUAAUUACUUUCUUACUACUUUACCAUUUUCCAUGAUUGUGUCGCAGGCAUUUUGACAACCAUGCAAUUGACUCCACAUUGAUCAGACGAAAUUGUCCUACUAUGAUUGUGUUCCCGUUUUAUGAAGCCCCACAAAGGCACCUUACGAAGUAGGUGGUUACAUUACCAAAAGAACAUUGACAAUAUUAUAAACAAGUUCCUUGUUCUUCUAUUUAGAGCAUUGCGCGUACAUAAAAAUGUACAUUUCAAUUCUCUUUAUGUAAAUUAUAUUUGCAGUUUUCUCGUAUUAGGUUUUCUUAAUUAUAAUGAGAAUAAGAAAUACAUUUGGACUCGCUACAUACACAACUUGAAAAUAAAAUUGCUGCAAAACUAUUCGAAAAGAACUUCAGUGUGCACUAUUUAAAACAAAAGUCACAUAAUCUUCUACUUUACUUGUAUAAUAUUUGCGUUCGAUCUGUUUAGCUAUAUUUAUGACCUUUUCUUUGAAUAAGUUUAGUUGAUUGUCCUAAUCAUUACAACAUUCCACAAAUGAUACUUUGG
Molecule: messenger RNA, 3234 nt
Organism: Neodiprion virginianus
Lineage: Eukaryota; Metazoa; Arthropoda; Insecta; Hymenoptera; Diprionidae
Product: ATP-binding cassette sub-family B member 10, mitochondrial
Exons: 3
Coding region: 433-2397 (654 amino acids)
Biological process (GO): transmembrane transport
Cellular component (GO): membrane
Molecular function (GO): ATP binding; ABC-type oligopeptide transporter activity; ATP hydrolysis activity
Source: RefSeq, a predicted model, not a curated record